This is a messenger RNA of Herpailurus yagouaroundi (jaguarundi), 3231 nucleotides long. It is a transcript of the gene BRINP1, whose product is annotated as BMP/retinoic acid inducible neural specific 1. The coding region runs from base 490 to 2775 and encodes 761 amino acids. The transcript is spliced from 8 exons. Gene Ontology annotation, cellular component: dendrite; neuronal cell body; cytoplasm. NCBI's taxonomy places the organism in Eukaryota, Metazoa, Chordata, Mammalia, Carnivora, Felidae. The record is from RefSeq and is a predicted model, not a curated record. Gene Ontology annotation, biological process: positive regulation of neuron differentiation; cellular response to retinoic acid; negative regulation of mitotic cell cycle.
CUGCUCCCCUCCCGGAGACCGCGGCGCACUUGGACUUCCCUCUCCAUUCGCUGGCCGCCUCGCUCCCGGUCCCCACGGCUGUGAACUGAUCUGGCGCGGGGAGGGGGGAGGAGGAAAGCGCAGGCGAACGAGCGAGCGAGCGAGAGAGCGAGGGAGCGGGCGAGCGAGCCAGAGAGCAAAGCGAGAGCGAGAGAGCCGGGAGGCUGAGGGAGUAGUGACCGCCUUCCGGAGCCGGGAUUCAUGCCUGUCCUCGGGACCUGCGGAGGGGACUUUACGGCUGAGUAUGAGCCAGGCUGCUAGGAGCCAGGUACCCCCACGCCUGCAGUCCCCGCGCCGUUCCCGGUAUGCGAGCUGGACGCAGGGCUCUCCCAACUUCCCACCGAGCCGAAUAAAAAGCGUCCUCCCGCAGCUCUCCGCCAAAGACGGACAUUGACUCCAGGACUCCACAGAAUGGAGCAAGAAUGAGAGGAAAAAGGCCGGCAGAAAAGCAUGAACUGGAGGUUUGUUGAGCUCCUCUACUUCCUGUUUGUAUGGGGCCGUAUCUCAGUGCAGCCCUCCCACCAGGAACCAGCUGGGACAGACCAACAUGUCUCCAAGGAAUUUGAUUGGCUUAUUUCAGACAGGGGGCCUUUCCACCACUCCAGGAGCUACCUAUCCUUUGUGGAAAGACACCGUCAAGGAUUUACAACCAGAUAUAAAAUAUACAGGGAGUUUGCCCGUUGGAAGGUGAGGAACACAGCCAUCGAGAGGAGAGACCUGGUCCGUCAUCCAGUGCCCCUCAUGCCAGAGUUUCAAAGAAGCAUCCGCCUGCUUGGCAGAAGACCCACCACUCAGCAGUUCAUCGAUACCAUCAUCAAAAAGUACGGCACCCACCUCCUCAUCUCUGCCACCUUGGGAGGGGAGGAGGCCUUGACCAUGUACAUGGACAAAAGUCGCCUCGACAGGAAGUCAGGGAAUGCCACUCAAAGUGUUGAAGCUCUGCACCAGCUGGCAUCGUCCUACUUUGUGGACCGUGAUGGCACCAUGAGGAGGCUGCAUGAGAUCCAGAUAUCAACUGGAGCAAUCAAGGUCACAGAGACACGCACUGGGCCUCUGGGCUGUAACAGCUAUGACAAUCUGGACUCUGUGAGUUCCGUCCUUCUGCAAAGCACGGAGAGCAAACUGCACCUUCAAGGUCUUCAGAUAAUCUUCCCUCGGUAUCUGCAAGAGAAGUUUGUCCAGUCGGCCUUGAGCUACAUCAUGUGCAAUGGUGAGGGAGAGUAUGUGUGUCAGAACAGCCAGUGUAGAUGUCAGUGCGCAGAGGAGUUCCCACAGUGCAACUGCCCCAUCACCGACAUCCAGAUCAUGGAGUACACGCUGGCCAACAUGGCCAAGUCUUGGGCCGAAGCUUACAAGGACCUGGAGAAUUCAGAUGAGUUUAAAUCGUUUAUGAAGCGUCUGCCCAGCAACCACUUCCUGACCAUCGGGAGCAUCCAUCAGCACUGGGGCAGCGACUGGGACCUGCAGAACCGUUACAAGCUCCUGCAGAGCGCCACCGAGGCCCAGAGGCAAAAGAUCCAGCGCACCGCCCGCAAGCUCUUCGGCCUCAGCGUCCGCUGUCGCCACAAUCCCAACCACCAGCUGCCUAGAGAGAGGACAAUUCAGCAAUGGCUUGCAAGGGUCCAGUCGCUCCUCUACUGCAAUGAGAACGGGUUUUGGGGAACCUUCCUGGAGAGCCAGAGGAGCUGCGUGUGCCACGGUAGCACCACGCUGUGCCAGCGCCCCAUCCCCUGCAUCAUAGGAGGGAACAACAGCUGCGCCAUGUGUAGCCUGGCCAACAUCUCCCUGUGCGGCUCCUGCAACAAGGGCUACAAGCUGUACCGGGGCCGCUGCGAACCGCAGAACGUGGACUCGGAGCGCAGCGAGCAGUUCAUCAGCUUCGAGACCGACCUGGAUUUCCAGGACCUGGAGCUGAAGUACCUGCUGCAGAAGAUGGACUCGCGCCUCUACGUGCACACCACCUUCAUCAGCAACGAGAUCCGCCUCGACACCUUCUUCGAUCCCCGGUGGCGCAAGCGCCUGUCCCUCACGCUCAAGAGCAACAAGAACCGCAUGGACUUCAUCCACAUGGUGAUCGGCAUGUCCAUGCGCAUCUGCCAGAUGCGCAACAGCAGCCUGGACCCCAUGUUCUUCGUCUACGUCAACCCCUUCAGCGGGAGCCACUCGGAGGGCUGGAACAUGCCCUUCGGGGAAUUUGGCUACCCGCGCUGGGAGAAGGUUCGCCUCCAAAACAGCCAGUGCUACAACUGGACUCUCUUGCUGGGCAAUCGGUGGAAAACGUUUUUCGAGACGGUCCACAUCUACCUACGUAGUCGGACUCGGCUACCUACCCUACUGCGUAAUGAGACCGGCCAGGGCCCGGUGGACCUGUCCGAUCCCUCCAAGAGGCAGUUCUACAUCAAGAUCUCCGACGUGCAGGUGUUCGGGUACAGCCUGCGCUUCAACGCCGACCUCCUUCGCAGCGCCGUGCAACAGGUCAACCAGUCCUACACGCAAGGCGGCCAGUUCUAUUCUUCUUCGUCCGUGAUGCUCCUCUUGUUGGAUAUUCGGGACCGAAUCAACCGCCUGGCCCCUCCUGUGGCCCCGGGGAAACCCCAGCUGGACUUGUUCUCCUGUAUGCUCAAGCACCGCCUGAAACUGACCAACAGCGAGAUCAUCAGGGUGAACCACGCCUUGGACCUCUACAACACCGAGAUCCUCAAACAGUCGGACCAGAUGACGGCCAAACUCUGUUAACCUGGGGACUCCUUGCCACGGGCUUUCCCUUUUGUUGUACACACAUAACAGAACAAAGCAAAGCAAAGCAACACAAACAACAAUUUGUAAAAUGUAAUUCAUAAUUCAAAGAAAAGGAGGAAGAGUCUGCAUUCGUUGGAAACGAAAACGUUCUAGCAACUGUAUAAAACCGUUGGGCAUGUUUGUUAUUUCUGUACUCUGUCAUGAAGAAGGGUCUCAGCCUUUGGAGGAGCUUGGAGGGGUUGCUUCUUAGGCCUCAGGUGCUGUAUUGUGGGGGGAGAACGGGGAGAGCAUAUUCAAUGAAUUGCCAAGAUCUCUGCUGUGCAGGUGCUAAGAUUAAACCCUAAAAAGAAAGAGAGAUAUAUGUAAUGUACAACCGACACUGCCAUUUUUCCUUGUGGGAGGAAAUGGACAUACAUAAAGAUAUUUCUUGGGUUAUGAUUUCUUCCCUCUUUA